This is a messenger RNA of Dunckerocampus dactyliophorus (ringed pipefish), 540 nucleotides long. RefSeq names its product dual specificity protein phosphatase 13-like. Gene Ontology annotation, molecular function: MAP kinase phosphatase activity; protein tyrosine/serine/threonine phosphatase activity. Bases 25 to 540 code for a protein of 171 amino acids. NCBI's taxonomy places the organism in Eukaryota, Metazoa, Chordata, Actinopteri, Syngnathiformes, Syngnathidae. Gene Ontology annotation, cellular component: cytoplasm. The transcript is spliced from 3 exons. The record is from RefSeq and is a predicted model, not a curated record. Gene Ontology annotation, biological process: negative regulation of MAPK cascade; protein dephosphorylation.
AAUGCAUGAGAAAGUUCUUUAGCGAUGGAGGAGAGUCCAAGUGUGAAAGACUUGCAGAAGGUUCUGUUUGGAGGCAAACGCUUUGGAAAUCAUGUGGAUGAAGUUUGGCCCGGCCUGUUCCUUGGUGACAUGUCAGCAGCCAACGAUCGCUACUGCGUGUGGAAGCUGGGAAUCACGCACGUGGUGAACGCAGCGCACGGCAGCAAGUACAGUCAGGGCAGCAGACACUUCUACGGAGACGCCGUGGAUUAUUACGGCAUGCCAGCCGAAGACUCGCCCACCUUUGACCUCUCGCCCUAUUUCUAUCCAUGUGCAGAGUACAUCCACAGCGCUCUUGGCACGUCCUGUGCUGGUGUUUUGGUCCACUGUGCUGUGGGGGUGAGCCGGUCAGCGUCCCUGGUGCUGGCGUACCUAAUGAUCUGGCACGGCUACACGCUGCUGGAGGCCAUACGGAAGGUCAAAGAGCGCCGGUGGAUUUUCCCCAAUAAAGGAUUCCUCAAGCAGCUUUGCCUUUUACAAGUCAAACUACAACAGUCUUAG